Micropterus salmoides (largemouth bass) is the source of this 8419-nucleotide messenger RNA. RefSeq names its product tenascin-X. The transcript has 20 exons. Gene Ontology annotation, molecular function: protein binding. Lineage: Eukaryota; Metazoa; Chordata; Actinopteri; Centrarchiformes; Centrarchidae. The record is from RefSeq and is a predicted model, not a curated record. The coding region runs from base 461 to 7522 and encodes 2353 amino acids.
UUUCAUUCUUUCUUUCUCUUUUUUCCCUUCUCUCUCUCUCUCCCUCUCUGUCCAUUCCCCGUCCUUCUGCUCCUGUUGGUCCAUCAAUGAGAGUUUCACAGAGCUGGACAGAAAGACAGAACGACUGAGAGGGAAAGUCAAUGCAGCUCUGAGCAGGGGGAAAGUCCCUGGAGUACAAAGGAGAGGCAGGAGGAAAAACAAAUUGCCAUCACCUCUGUAGAGUCUGAUUGGAACAAAGUGACAACAGCUGACAGAGAUCUGCUUUUUUCCCCCUGCAGUUCUAGUUCUAAUCUGUUCAUCUUCUAAAACACUCUGGAAAUCUUGGGAACAAUCAGCUGCAACUCAGUCACACAAACUACUUCAAUCAGCUCAGAUUUCCAGAGGAGUCCAGCAUCUUUCCCUUCCUUUAUUUCCCGUAGACAACCUGAGGAAGACUUUUUUUCCUGGUUUGACCCCAGCAAUGAUUCCCAUCAUCCCCUCCUUCCUCCUCGUCCUCCUCCUGGCCACUCCGGCCCUCCAGACCCCAUCAACCUCCCAGGAGUUACAGGUCAGAGGUCAAAGGACAACUAGGGACACCAAGCAGGACUCCAUCAAGGUGGUGAUCUCCGAAGGCUGGGCCACUCAGGGUGAUUCAUCAGAUGUCAGCCAGGGAGGUAAAGAAAUCGACCUGAUUCCCGGUUCUCCUCUGGUCCUGACCCAUAAGAUCAAACUGGUUCCAACGGGUCCAGGUUCAGGAUCUUGUGGCUGCGAGGCGGACUUUGCUGCCCUACGGGAGCGUGUGGAGAGGCUGGAGAGGGAGGUGUCGACCCUCAGGGAGAAAUGUGGAGGACCUGAAGGAGGCUGCUGCACCUCCAAGGAGAGCAAAGGUGCAGGUUGCUCCAUCAAACCCGAAGUUGACGAGUGUCCCAACGAGUGCAGUGAUCAGGGUCGCUGCGUGGACGGCAAGUGCAUCUGCUUCCCUGGUUUUAGUGGAUCGGACUGCAGCGAGUCUAACUGUCCCGGAAACUGCAACAACAACGGAAGGUGCGUGAAUGGACAGUGCAUCUGCGAUCCUGGUUUCACCGGUCCCGACUGCUUGCAGAGAAGCUGCCCCGACAACUGCAACAACCGAGGCAGGUGUGUGAACGGCAGGUGUGUGUGCGACGCUGGCUUCACGGGUCCCAGUUGCUCGGAUGAAUCCUGUCCUGGAAAUUGCAACAACAGGGGGCGCUGCGUCAACGGACAGUGUGUGUGCAAGCCUGGAUUCACCGGCCCAGACUGCUCCAAGAAGGCGUGUCCUAACAACUGCAGUGACCGUGGAAGGUGUGUAAACGGUAAAUGUGUGUGUGACAGCGGCUUCACUGGCGCGGACUGCUCAGAGAAAUCAUGUCCAGGAAACUGCAACAACAGGGGGCGCUGCAUUGACGGACAGUGUGUCUGUAAUCCAGAAUUCACCGGGCCAGACUGCUCAGAAAGAGCCUGCCCUGAUAACUGCAACGACAGGGGUCGCUGCAUCAAUGGACAGUGUGUCUGUAAUCCUGAAUUCACCGGGCCAGACUGCUCAGAAAGAGCCUGCCCUGAUAACUGCAACAACAGGGGUCGCUGCAUCAAUGGACAGUGUGUCUGUAAUCCUGAAUUCACCGGGCCAGACUGCUCAGAAAGAGCCUGCCCUGAUAACUGCAACAACCGUGGGAGGUGUGUAAACGGUAAAUGUGUGUGCGACAGCGGCUUCACCGGCGCAGACUGCUCUGAGAUUGCCUGUCCUGGAAACUGCAAUAACAGGGGGCGCUGCAUAAACGGAGAGUGCGUUUGUGAUGAUGGUUUCAGCGGCCUUGAUUGCUUGGAAAAAACAUGCCCUAAUGACUGCAACGACCGCGGAAGGUGUGUUGAUGGUAAAUGUGUGUGUGACAGCGGCUUCACGGGUGACGACUGCUCUGAGAACUCCUGCCCAGGAAACUGCAACAACAGGGGGCGCUGCGUUAAUGGACAGUGCGUUUGCAAUGAUGGAUUCACCGGUGCAGACUGCUCUGAAAAAGCUUGUCCCCAAAACUGUAGCAAUCGUGGGAAGUGCGUGAAUGGGAAGUGUGUUUGUAACGUGGGCUUCGCCGGGCCGGACUGCGCCGCCAAAGGCUGUCCCAAUAACUGCAACAACAAAGGACGGUGCGUCAAAGGGAGGUGUGUCUGCCGGCGUGGGUUCACCGGAGCAGACUGCAGCCAGUGUGAGGAGGGGAUGACCGGACCCAACUGUGAUACCGUCAUGUCAGGAGUUUCUCAGCUGAGUACUCGGGACAUCACAGAGACGUCUGUCACUCUGGUCUGGACUCCACCUCCCGUCCAGUAUGAGAACUACCACAUCACCUUCACCAGCCAGAAGGAGAGUGAUCAGCAGAUUACUGUGCAGUUGGAUGGCAGCCUGACCACCUAUACCCAGAAGGGCCUGGCAGCCGGUCAGGAGUACACCGUCAGUAUCACCGGAGAGAUAGACGGCAGGAGAGGAGGCCCGAGCUCCGCUGAAUUCACGACCCUCAUCUCCGGGCCCACCAACCUCCAAGUCGUCAAGACGACCUCGACGUCUGCGGUGGUCCAAUGGGAGCAGUCGCAGGGUGAGAUUGACAGGUACCGUUUGACCGUCACACCCAACGACGGAGCAGGGAGGAGUGACGAAAUCACCGUCCCGGCCGGCCAAGACUCGGCCCACAUCCAGCAGCUGGAAGCAGGACGUUUGUAUGACGUCAUACUUGUGGCGGAGAAGGGCACAAGUCGGAGUGCACCAGCAACCACCCAGGUUACCCCCGGGAAGACAUUACCAAGGGUUACCACAGUGGCUUUGCUGAUGCAGGUCACACCAGCACCUGGACGAGAUGUUGGCGACAGAGACCAAGAGUUCAACCCAUCGCCUGAGGUGCAAGUCUUUGACCAACAAGGGAGGAGAGAGGAUGAGAGCAUGGCUGCCUCUGUAAAAGUCAGAGGCAUCACUGGACCUAACAAAGGCUCCACAGCUGUGACUGCAAGAACAAAACCUCUGGUCAGCAGAAAGUUGGCAAUAAAUGGCACCAGGGCCAAACUCUCUGAAAGGCCCACAUUGUCCAAGAAGCCAAACGUCCCAGUCCAUCUCCGUUUCAAUGCAAACAGAGAUGUGCCUGGAGGGAGGAAGGUUGGCCCAGGCCCUUUGAAAAAGCCCCCAGUGGGGCAGAAGAAGGCACCAAUAGUACCCAAGAAACGUAAACCGGGUGUCCCCACUGCUGGAGACAAGGCAACAGCUUUGACUGAAAGAGACCCAAAUGUAGAGGUAUCGAGCACUGGGAGGAGGGAGGACAAAAAUCCAGCUACAAUGUCCGUGAAUGAUUCAGAUAAAAACAGACAAAGUAGCUCGGAGGAACCAAUUGUUGCUGUUGGCUCCAAAGAGCAACCAGAUGUUGGCAUGGCAGGCCUUGGAAACGACACUGCUCCAGUGUCUUCAGAGCCAACUGGGAGUGUUCAACGCCAAGAGAAGAAAUGUAUGGACAAAAUUAAAGUGACACACAUCAGAUUACCCCAUAAGGACAGAGGCAACGGGUGUAGAGGGGGUGGAACAGGGCUGGUAGGAAAGACAUCAAGCUCACAUCAAGGUUCCUCUGAAACAGAUGAUACCCCUGAUUUAAAACCCUCAUCUGCAGAGACAGACCUCGACUAUUCACCAGAUCCUUUACAUAAACUCCUGACAGACACUGUUAAAAGUUUGAAUAUCACAACAUUUUCUGUUCACCUGUCCAAACCAUCAAACCCUUCUGUUGAUUCCGAAGGACUGAGGAAGCAGAUUAUAGGUGGACUGAAGCCAUUGUCGUCAUUCUCUUCCACGUCAUCAUCCUUAUCAACCGCACAAUCAUCAUCACCACAUUCUUCACCUUCACCAUCACCAUCAUCAUCAUCUUCAUCCUCAUCGUCUUUAGCAUCACCUUCACUAGUUUCGUCUUCAUCAACAGCAGCACCAUCAUCAUCAGUAGUAACAUACAUGGUUUCGUCAUCACCGUCAUCCUUGCUAUCACCUUCAUCAUCAUCUCCAUCACCCGCGUCAUCCCCCCUUUCCAGCACAGAUAAAUCAGGUUCAGACCGAAGCAAUGACCUAGCAGUUGAUAACAGCAAAAGUACAGCUGAUGUUGCAUCACCAGAAGAGAGAAAGCCACCACCCUCAGGAAAAGGUGUCAUACCUCUUUUCCGCCGCACACCUCCAAAAUCUGGAUUUAUACGUCGCCCACGCCCAAACUUUGCAUCGUUGCAGAAUAAAACCCUUCCACAUUUGAGAGAUUCUCAAUAUUCCCCUGCUCGUUCAAACGUCAUCCCUAGAAGAGAGACAGAGACCAAACAUACAUCCAUAAGUGAAUCAUCAUCUUCAUCUGCUUCACAGCAAUCAUCCUCAGUUGAGGUAAAUGCAUCAGAGACGAGUGAAGAAGUACAUGGAGCAACAACAUCUGCACCCUCUGAAGUUGAGCAAAACCAGAAAAAGACACCAACAGAAAGAGGACGAAUCCCAGAUCGUCUUCAUCCUAUAAAGGGGGGAUACUUGCGUAACCCCACUCGAAGAUUUGGACCUCUUCUUAACCGAACUCGUCCAAAUUUGAGGUAUCUGCCUCCUCCCUCUACACCUUUAAAUCCGCAGACAUCAGAAACAAAGAAUGAGCUCAUAUCUUCCACUGAACUGCCAGCCACUUCAUCCUCUCCUCUUUCUGAAGAAUCCUAUCCUGGUGAAGGGACAGGGCCAACAAGAGAGAAGAAUGAAAACAGAGUUGGGACAAGAAUGUCCUCCACACACAUGUCCACUGAGUUCAAUCACACCCUGAGAAGCAGUGAAGUGCCUUCGUCCCAUCGCCCAACCACUAAAAUCGAUUACAUCCCUCGCGUGCAACCUUAUGGUGGACGUGUCCAAAACAAAAACCGAACAAACCUGAGACAGUCUCAAUACCCACAUAGAGGUCCUGUACGCAGGCCUUUACCAACCAGAAAGCUAAAUGGAGGCAGUAACAUUACUACUGGAAGACAAAUUAGCCAGUUAAAAAAGGAUAGUUUCCUUGAUAUCCCAGAUAAUCGAUUAGGAGAGCAAGAUACCCCCAUUCCUACACAAGCAGCCCAAAUUAGACAGUCAUUAGAACAAGACACUGCAGGGGUAAUUCCAAGUGCCCAGUUGGAUGGUCAUGACAGUGCUGUGAGACCACAGACUAACAAAUUAAAUGGAGGCGACAGUGUUCCAACCCAAACUACCAGAUCUGGGGAAGAAGAAACUAGAAUCCCAGAUUCUAACUCUGACCUGUAUAUAGAGAGAGCCAAUGCUGGAAAAAAAACUGGGGCGACAAGUCGAGGUGGACCAACUACCAAACAAACAAGACAUGGAGGCCCAAGACCAGUCACACUUUCGAAGAGCGAUCCACCAACAAGAAGUACCCUGAUAAGACACCACAUCAGUGGGAGCCAAAGGAGAGAGUAUACCAAAACAAAUAAUACUGCAAAGAGGUUAUUUGACCAUAAAACUGAACAGACAAGAAGUGCUGACUCCAAACCUGUGACAGGAUCACAUGUUCCUUCUUCCGGAGUCACAAGGGAACCUCUGGACUAUGUGGGAGUGACAAACCGGACCUCAGAUGGAUUUACGCUCAUAUGGGACACACCAGAAGGGAAGUACAAAAACUUUGUUGUGACAAGGAAAGAAGUUGGAAAAGAUGAAGGGCCCAAGCCGAAGGGAAGCAAGAAAGAUCAGGAAGAACAACUAGAAGACUCUGAGAAAGAGGGUCGCAAUGAAGAGGAGGAAGCAAAGCCAACCAAACCAACCAGAGAAACGGAUUCAGGAAAUGGAAGCAGUGAAGAUGAAAAUAGAGUACCUGAAAGUGUUGUUACACAAGCUCCAAGGAUCCAAAGCAGCACCAAACCCAAACCUGUAACAGGAAGUGACAAAACCUUCAAAAAGCUUCUUCCCGGUUCAGCUCGCUCCUUCCAGUUUGAGAAUCUGCCUCCUCAGACCGAGUACACCGUGACCUUGCUUGGAAAGGGUCCUGGCCUUCUGUCCAGACUGCACAAGCUUGUCAUCAGUACAGGCCCGGAGCCACCCACCGACAUAGUCUUCAGCGAGGUGACGGAUCGGUCUCUGACGGUGUCGUGGACCAAACCCAAGACUCCCAUCAGUGGUUUCAAGGUCACCUACACCCACGCAGAGGAUGGUGAGCCGGUGUCCGUGUCCGUGGACUCAAACGAAUCCACCCUCGACCUUUCACAGCUCUCACCUGGUUCUUCUUACGAGGUCAGCGUCAUCUCCAUCCUCGGACUGGACGAGAGCGAUCCAGUCAAAGACGUUGUAAUGACACUCCCUGACCCGCCUACAGACCUCCGGGCCGUAAAUGUCACAGACAACAAGGCCUUGCUAUUGUGGCGUCCAGCGCUGGCCGCCAUUGAUAAAUACGCCAUCGUGUAUGGCUCUGGAACAGGUUCAGAGUUGAGGGUAAGUGUGUCUGGAAACGCAGCAGAGCAGCAGCUGAGCGGUCUGGAAGGCUCCACCACCUACAUCGUCACCAUAACCAGCCAGCAGGGCAGCCUGGAGAGCUCAGCGACCACCACCAUCUUUACCACCGCGGGUGGCUCGGGGAAAGAUGGGGAUGCGCCACACGAUCUCCAGGCUACUAAUGUGACCCCUCGCACCGCCGUGUUGUCGUGGAAGCCGCCCUCAAAACCCGUAGGUAGCUACAGACUGACCUAUGAGACCGAAGGUCAGGAAAUGAAGGAAGUGAUUGUGGAUGCCGCGCUAACAGAGUACAACCUGAACAGACUUCAGCCUGGGUCGAAGUACACGGUGCAUCUUCAGGCCGAGGGAGGAGGACAGUACUCUGCUGCCAUCUCCACUGACUUCACCACCGGCACCCUGAGGUUCCCCUUCCCCUCCGACUGCUCUCAGGUGCUGCUGAACGGCGUCAGGACGUCAGGCGAGGUGGAGGUUUUCCCUCAGGGGAAUCUCGGGAAGCCGGUGAUGGUUUACUGCGACAUGGAGACGGACGGCGGAGGCUGGACGGUCUUCCAGAGGAGGAAGGACGGCUCGGUGAACUUCUUCAGAGGUUGGAAGGACUACACUAAAGGGUUCGGGGAUCUGAGUGGAGAGUUUUGGCUGGGCCUCGAGAGCCUCCACAACCUGACAGCGAUGACCAGGAUGAGUCUACGCGUCGACCUGCGAAACGGAGACGAGUCGGUGUUCGCUAAAUACUCGACGUUCGAGGUGGCUACGAAGAACUACCAGCUGACUGUGGGCGGGUACAGCGGCACUGCAGGUGACUCCCUCAGUUAUCACAACCACCGGAUCUUCUCCACCAAAGACCGGGACCCGGCGCCAUUCAUCACCCGCUGUGCCAUGUCGUACCGAGGCGGCUGGUGGUACAAGAACUGCCACGAGGCGAACCUCAACGGCCUCUACGGCAUCGGCGUCAGACACCAGGGUGUGAUCUGGACCACCUGGAAAGGAAAAGAGUUUUCCAUCCCGUUCACUGAGAUGAAGAUGAGGCCAGCAGCCUUCAGUCCUCCAACCACAGGAUGAGCGAGAGAGAGAAAGAGGAUAAUGAACUGCUAAACACAUGCAUGGGCAGCAGUGUGUCAAAACAUUUACACACACACUCAGUUUUAUAGGGAGCCGCGUUCUCAGAAGAGAUGAAGACGUAUUUUUUCAUUUGUAUAGAGGUCAGUUAUCAGUAUGUUAGAGUAGAGUGUACAGUUUUUAUCUUUUCUUCUUUAAAGCAGCCCCGAUCCCCCUUGAUGUUUAAAUUUCACCCAACUUACAGAAACACAAAUUUUCUACCCAUGCCGAUAGUUUAGGAUCACUUUUACAGGUGUAAAUGAAGCUGACGUUUGAUCACUUUUUGUCUGAAGGUUGGUCGACCAAACCUGCAACUCAGAAGUGACUUUCUGUCUGACUUUUGUUUUUGUUUCUGAGAGCUACACAUGCAGUAAAGUACAUUAAUCUGUUGCAGGUCGAGCAAAAGCUAUUCAGGAAAUAAUGAACAGCCUUAUUUUGAGCUUGAUGUAUUCUUCACUUUAUCCUGUGGGCUUUCUUUUGUUUCAUUCAGACCAAUACAUAGAUUUUUAAUUAAAAGCAAGUUCUCAAAAAUGUCUGAUCAAGUCCUCCUGAAGUGAAACCAAACAGGGGAUGUGGUUGUGAUUUGAAUCUGUAGAAACCUGUGCAGCAACCACAGUGGAAGACUUUCAUUCAUGACUUGCUUUAAAGCUCGGCAGCGCCCCCUGCUGUUCACUGUAAGCUAUAGCCGAUGCACUGCAGCCCUUCAGUAGAUACACUCUGUGGGUACAACCCUUCAGCAGGUGAGUGAUGGAGAGUUUCAUCCUCUCAGUGUUUGUCUUUUUUGUAAAUCCUUCCGUGUUUUAUUUCCCUUUUUAUGUUGCCCACUAAAAGAAUAAGAUAAUAAAAUGAUUGAAAAUCAAA